Humulus lupulus (European hop) is the source of this 2022-nucleotide messenger RNA. Its product is annotated as zinc finger CCCH domain-containing protein 3. Lineage: Eukaryota; Viridiplantae; Streptophyta; Magnoliopsida; Rosales; Cannabaceae. The coding region runs from base 387 to 1709 and encodes 440 amino acids. The transcript has 7 exons. Gene Ontology annotation, molecular function: mRNA binding; metal ion binding. The record is from RefSeq and is a predicted model, not a curated record.
AAAGUACCAAAAAAAAAAACUGAUGAAUUAAAAAAAAAAAAGAAGAAGAAGAAUUUAUAUCAAUUUACCGAAACUGUUCGAGUAUUUGUUCGCAUUUCACAUUGUUUUUGCAGAAUUAUCUUUCUGAUAUUCCCACUUUUUUUUAAUUUUUUGCAGAUAAUAUUUUCAUUAUAUCAUAUGUAUUAAUUUUUUUUUCUUCAGUUUCAUAUCUUUGCUCCUUGAUCACGCCCUCUAUUGGGGAAUUUUUCUUUUUGUUUUUCGUUUUUAUUUAUUUUUUUUUCCUGAGAGAGAUUUUGUGGUGCUUUGCUCUGAUUUGCUUGGAAGAUUCGAAAACUUUUGUGGGUUUUGAUUGUUGAGAUUGCAAAAAACGCUCUCUGUGCUCACCGAUGCCAGAUACUCGGCAACCCCAGAAGAAUGCUGUUCCAAAUCAAUCCGAUGGUAACAUUGAAGAAGCAAUAUGGCGGUUAAAAAUCAAUGAUAAUCAAGAAGGGGGUGGUCUGUCUCAAUCAAAUCCAUUCCCGGACCGUCCUGGUGAACCGGAUUGCAUAUAUUAUUUGAGGACUGGAUCAUGUGGUUAUGGUAAUAACUGUCGGUUCAAUCACCCUGCUUAUGCUCCACAGGCUCAGUACAAUGGAGAGCUUCCUGAAAGAGUUGGACAGCCUGACUGUGGGUAUUUUCUGAAGACUGGGACUUGCAAAUAUGGGUCUACUUGUAAGUUUCAUCACCCAAGAGACAGGCGUGGUGCUGGACCAGUUUCAUUUAACAUUUUAGGUCUCCCCAUGCGUCAGGAAGAAAAAUCUUGUCCGUAUUAUGUGCGAACUGGAGCAUGUAAAUUUGGACCUGCAUGCAAGUUUCAUCAUCCCCAGCCUGCAUCCCAUGGAACUGUAUUUCCUGUUGCUCCUCCUGCUUAUGGAUCAGCUGGCUCCACAGUGCUGCCUUCUUCGAAUCUACCAUAUGCAGGUGGACUUCCUGCUGCAUGGUCAUUGCCUAGAGUUCCUUAUCUUUCUGGUCCACAACCUCAACCACCACCUUAUGUGCCUGUUGUUGUCUCUCCUUCUCAAGGAAUUAUAUCUGCGGGAGUCUGGAACACCUAUGUGGGGAACAUGAGCCCUGCAUCUUCCACGGGUUUUCUUGGAUCCAAUUAUGUGUUCAACCCUAGGAAUCCAGGUGAAUCAGGUUCUGGUGGACAAGUAAACUUACUGCAUUCAACUCCAAGUCUCCCAGACAGACCUGAUCAACCGGAAUGCCGCUAUUUUAUGAACACUGGAACUUGCAAAUAUGGAACAGACUGCAAGUAUCAUCAUCCAAAAGAAAGGAUUGUGCAACCGGCCACCAUCGCCAACCAAAUUGGGCUUCCCUCGCGGCCUGGGCAGGCUGUAUGUUCAUAUUACAGUAUGUAUGGACUAUGCAAAUAUGGUCCAACAUGCAAAUUUGAUCACCCUGCUGUGCCGAAUGUUUAUAAUUAUGGCAUGACCCUUCCCACCAUGCUUGAUUCGCCUUAUUUAAGUUAUCCCAAAGGUUCUCCAACAGCCCAUGUACCAGAGAUUUCUCAUUCCCUACCAUCAAAAUCAUUUGAUGUGGUAAACAAACCUUUGAGCUACCAAAAUCAUAACUCAGAUUCAAGACUCUCGGAUGAUUCUGCUAAACAGACUAGUUCUUUGGUACACUCCUCACCAUCUUCUGAAGCUUCAGAAGACCAAUCUGGUUGAGGCGAUCCUUUUUUUUUUUUGGUCUUCCUGUUAUUUUCCUUUUUCUGGUGCAUGCCCUUCAUUGGAUUAGUAAUUUGAAGGAAACAUCAUCUAUCACAUGUACCUACUGUCCCCCAUUUUCACCUGCCUGAGGAGUGAAUGAAUAGGUUGUUUGAAAUCAGUGGGGUGAUAGUAGGCAAUUUUUUGAGGUGAAUAAUACGCAGGUGGGAAAUUGUAAGGUCUCUCUUUUUCCUUUUUUUUUAACCUUUGUCUUGGGAUAUUUGUUUACCACUUUUUUUUUUUUUAAUGAUAGAUAAAACACAUACUUCAAAUA